This is a messenger RNA of Nilaparvata lugens (brown planthopper), 2311 nucleotides long. RefSeq names its product potential E3 ubiquitin-protein ligase ariadne-2-like. Gene Ontology annotation, biological process: positive regulation of proteasomal ubiquitin-dependent protein catabolic process; ubiquitin-dependent protein catabolic process; protein polyubiquitination. Gene Ontology annotation, molecular function: ubiquitin conjugating enzyme binding; ubiquitin protein ligase activity; zinc ion binding. Gene Ontology annotation, cellular component: ubiquitin ligase complex; cytoplasm. NCBI's taxonomy places the organism in Eukaryota, Metazoa, Arthropoda, Insecta, Hemiptera, Delphacidae. The coding region runs from base 690 to 2141 and encodes 483 amino acids. The transcript is spliced from 2 exons. The record is from RefSeq and is a predicted model, not a curated record.
UUGAGGUUAUGAAAACAUAGAUUGAAAAAUAAGAUUAGAUUUAGAUUGGAACUUGAAAAGCAAUUUCCAAUUUUAGAUUUGAAUAGUGUAUUGUAAUUCUAACUUUUUGGUGAUGACAAAAAGUGAUUUGUUUUGCAAUUAAGUAUACCAUUAGAAUAGAAACUGACUGAAAAGGUGAUUUAUGGGUUAGCGCCAUAGCAACAAAUAGUUUUCUGUUUAGUUUUGCAUUAAUUACAGUUACGAUAAUACAAAUAAAAAUAUACAACUCUGCGUAAGUGUAGAUCGGUAAAAGUGACUAUCUAUUCUAAAAGUGGCAAUUCUACCUAUCGUUAAAUUUUUUGUUGCAAUUGAUUUGCGAUCAAUGGACAGAACAAUUUAUUUGUGUUGAGGGAGUUGAGACAGAUUGAGAUUGUCUAUUCCAAGUCAACUUUCCAUUUAAUAUCUUUACCGCGCCUUUGAAGUGAAUUACUUCUCUAAAUUUCAGUUUUUCAUAGCCUAAAGACACUCUCCAUUACCCUUUUGACAUCAGUCAAAUGUUUACGUUUGUCAACAUUGGGGUUUACAUGUAAAAAUUGGAAUAAUGUCUUGAAAAAAAAAUGUGAUUCCUAAAUUCAUUGAUUACUUCUACUAUUAUAAUCAUUGUACUUGUAAUUCUAUUGAACAUUUGUUUUUUGUGGGGUGGCUGAAAAAUGUCUGUUGACAAGAACAGUUCAGAAAUGGAUUUCUCUGAUGAUGAUGAUUGUGGCUACGAGGAUUAUUACAACACUGGGGAGGACUGUGAUGUAGAGCAAAUAGAUCCAUACAAAACCGACCCGGAGUACUUCGCUUUUGAUUGUCUAAAUGUUGAGCAAGUUGAGAGAUUGCUAAAUGAAAGCGUCGAGAUGCUCAGCAAUAAUUUGCAGAUCACUCCCUCGUUGGCAAAAAUGUUGCUGCACAGUCACGAGUGGGGCUGCCUGACGGUAACGGCCGAAUACAGGCGUGAUGCGGAACGAUUGCUUGUCACUUCGUGUGUCAAGCCUCCUGUUCCCCCAGACACAUCAAAAAGCUCAACCAGUGCUGGCAUGAAAAUUUCCUGCCCCGUUUGUGUGUCUUCGAUUUUCUUUGACAAAUUUAGCAGUUUAUGUUGUGGACAUUCUUUCUGUAACAUGUGCUGGGCUAUUCACUUCGAGGUGCAGAUUAAGACCGGCAUUUCAACGGGUAUCUCUUGUAUGGCCAAAGAUUGUGAGGUUCUAGCUCCUGAGGACUUUGUAUUGACACUUCUUACAAAACCACAGCUUCGGGACAAGUAUCAACAAUUCGCGUUCAGGGAUUAUGUGAAAUCACAUCCUCAACUAAGAUUCUGUCCUGGUCCAAACUGCCAAAUUGUACUCAGAUCCAAAGAGCCGAAAGCUAAGCGGGCGAUAUGCUCCUAUUGUAAAACUUCGUUUUGUUUCCGAUGUGGGGGAGAUUACCAUGCGCCGACCGACUGCAAUACCAUUAGAAAAUGGCUGAACAAAUGCGUAGACGACAGCGAAACGGCUAACUACAUUAGUGCACAUACUAAAGAUUGCCCACGUUGUCACAUAUGUAUUGAGAAAAAUGGUGGCUGUAAUCACAUGCAUUGCUACAAUUGCAAGCACGAAUUCUGUUGGAUGUGUCUGGGAGACUGGAAGUGUCAUGAUCCAGAAUAUUACGCGUGCUCUAGAUAUAAGGAAAAUCCGAAUAUCGCCAAUGAAUCGGCCCAUACCCAAGCCAGGGAGGCAUUAAAAAAGUAUCUUCACUAUUACGAAAGGUGGGAAAACCAUUGUAAGAGUUUGCAACUUGAGGAACAGACUGUAACAAAAAUAAAAAGUAGAAUAAACAUGAAAGUGAUGAACUCAUCUGGAACAUGGAUUGACUGGCAAUAUCUAAUUGAUGCUGCUGCUUUGUUAGCCAAGUGCAGAUACACCCUCCAAUACACCUAUCCUUACGCCUAUUUCAUGGAGCCAGGACCCAGGAAAGAACUGUUCGAAUACCAGCAAGCGCAACUGGAAGCAGAAAUAGAAAAUUUGUCUUGGGAAAUAGAACGAGCCGAAAGCACUGACAGGGGAGACCUGGAAAACCAAAUAGAUAUAACUGAAAAGCGGAGAACAACACUACUCAAAGACUUCCUUGAGAUAUGACUAGAUCAUCUCAUCAACGCUGCCAUCUCUCCAGGUCGUGUGAAUCGUGGCCAGCUUAGUAGUAGACAAGCUAGUAGUAAUAAUAGUGACGGCAACAAUAGAGAGUCAUCGCUGGAUGAUUCGGGAGUUGUGGAUGAUCACGAGGAAGGGGACGGCACCUCUGAAGAUGU